AUGUUUUCUCCUGAAGAGCAACAAAUUGGAAUAUGUCUUUUAAAAUCUAAUUUAGAAGAAAUAGAACACGACUUAAUAGCACAACGUUCCGCAAUACCUACCUUGGAUGCUGAAAAUGAACAAAAGUAUCGUGAAACUAUGGCUGCUCUUCGUGUAGCUCGUUCUUAUAACGUCGAAAUUGAGCGUCUGAAAUUUGAGAACGUGAAGCUUACUGCUAAACGUAUGCAACUAAAGAGACAAUGUGAAGAGAUAACAGAUGCUCUUGAGAAUGCGCGUAGCACACGUAUAGAAUUGGACAUUUCAUUAAAAAGAGAAGUACAAGAAAUGGAAUUAGAAAUGUACGUCAAAUCAAACUUUAUUACUUAUUUAAGGUUCUACGAU
Brenthis ino (lesser marbled fritillary) is the source of this 381-nucleotide messenger RNA. NCBI's taxonomy places the organism in Eukaryota, Metazoa, Arthropoda, Insecta, Lepidoptera, Nymphalidae. The record is from the annotation of a GenBank genome assembly.